AUGGCGUCUUCAGUGCUGAGCUUUCUCGAUCGCACCCCAGACGACCCCGUUGCCACUCAGCUCCUUGCCACUCUCGCCAGCAGCAGUACCGCCAGCAGCAGCAGCAGCAGCAGCACAGACAGCAACACAAGCAGCAGCGGCAGCGGCAGCAGCACAGGGGGUGCGAGCAGCCCCCUGGAGGCGGAGAGGAAGGCGUUUCCAGCAGUGAGGGGGCGGGCAGCGUGUGAGUAUGUGAACUUCAAGGCGCUGGGGCUGUCACUGUGUGUGGAGGAGGGGAGGGUGGCGGCCGUGCACGUGUACAGCAACGUGCAUGGGUACAAGGAGUUCGCUGGGACUCUCCCUUUUGGACUCAAAGUGAGCAUGAAAUCCAGGGAGGUGAUGGCAGCGUUGGGGGAGCCGGACACGAAACCAAAGGGGCCCAGCAGUGGAGCUCACAGCCUUUGA
Molecule: messenger RNA, 444 nt
Organism: Closterium sp. Yama58-4
Lineage: Eukaryota; Viridiplantae; Streptophyta; Zygnematophyceae; Desmidiales; Closteriaceae
Source: the annotation of a GenBank genome assembly